Molecule: messenger RNA, 1003 nt
Organism: Drosophila subobscura
Lineage: Eukaryota; Metazoa; Arthropoda; Insecta; Diptera; Drosophilidae
Exons: 3
Coding region: 320-634 (104 amino acids)
Source: RefSeq, a predicted model, not a curated record
AGCGAUCUUCUUAUUUGUCGCUCUCCCGCUCAUAGUUUUAGCAGUGCUUCAUGUGCGCGUUCUCAUUGUGUUGUUUUCGCAUGCAAAUAAAUUGUAACUGUUGUUUUGCAGUCCCACUCACGCAUCAAAAUAACUGCAACCACAGGGUACAAUAAAUAAAAGCUUGUAAAUAUACUCCGCAGCUGCAUAAAUACAUUUGUUGGUCACCAGAUUUGCCAUUACUGAAGCGGACUGAUAAUUCCGUUGCUGAUGCAACUGACGCGUUCCCAGGCAAAGAGCAAAGCAUUCCUCCUAGCAAAGGAGUCUCUUGAAAUUCCAAAUGGCAAUGAAUGCCGCAAAAGAGAUGGAGCCGACUGAAUUUGAGGUUCUCGAAAGCAUACCCAAAGAUCCUGACACUGGCAGGUUUAUCGGACAGGCACGGUAUCUGAAACUGGAGAUAGCAUCCGUCGUGCAGGGUGUCCGACGCUUCCUACACGGUGUGGUCGCCAUGGAGACAUUCACCGGAGACGUGGUGCUAGAGGACUGUGUCGAGAUGACCGCCAACACUGUGCUCCACUACCAUGGCAUCGUUAAGGUGCCACGUUCAUGCAUACUCAAAUUUAUAUACCCAAAACACUUUUUUGGACAACAAUAAUUCUCAAGUGCAUCCACGGAUAAAAGUUUCUCAUUCGUGGCUCAUCAAUUUGUAUCGCUCGCCGCCGGCAAUGAUUGUCAUAAAAUACGAUGGAAAUAAACAAUUAAAAUGAACCCUCAAAAUGUAAUCAAAAACAACAAAUAAAAUCGCGACAGCAAAUGCUAAGCAAAUAACUAUCAAUGGCCGAAGCUGGAGAUACACUUGAAGAUUUAAUACGCUAAAUCCAAAGUCCCACGAAUGGUUCAUGUAUGUACAUAUGUGUAUGUUAGUGUAUCUAUGUGAAUCACAGAUCUGUAUAUUGCCCGCUCUCUAUGGCAAAAAAUUCAUCGAUUGCGCUCUAACCUUUGGAAGGGCAUUCAAAACUAUCAA